AUGAUAACUAAAAUUGGGAAUAGUGCUUUUUAUCAAUGCACAUCAUUAACAAGUAUCGCAAUUCUAGGGAAUGAGGCAUAUAUUGGAAAUAGUGCAUUUGAAGGAUGCAUAGCAUUAACAAGUAUCACAAUUCUAGGAAAUUUAGUAUCCCUUGGAGAUCGUGCAUUUAAUUUAUGCACAAACUUAACAAAUAUCCCAAUCACUGGUAGUUUAACAUAUAUUGGAAUAGAAGCAAUUCCGUAUUUGAGAACAAUCAACGAUAUAACAUUUCGAGUGAGUUCUGCAACUAUUGCAAAUGAAGCAUUUCGCGAAUACACAAACUUAACAAGUGUCACAUUGCUAGGAGAUGUAAAAUCUAUUGGCGAUAGAGCAUUUUAUAAUUGCACAUCAUUAAUAAAUUUCACAAUAACAGGUAUUGUGAAAUCAAUUGGCUAUUGGUCAUUUUCUUAUUGCACAUUACUCACAAAUUUAUCAUUCACAUCGAAUUAUGCACCUAUUGGACGUGAAGCAUUUUGGAAUUGUACAUCAUUAAAAUAUAUUUCACCAAUAUGGAGUGUGACAUCUAUUGGAGUACAAGCAUUUGGAUAUUGCACAAACAUAACAAAUCUCACAUUCACUGGAUGUUUAACAUACAUUGGAGAUUAUGCAUUUGAAUCUUGUCUAUCGUUAAUAUAUAUUACAUUCCUAAACAAUAUCAAUACAAUUACAGUUGGACGCAUAAUAUUUUAUGAUACAGUACAUGUUAAUCCGUUUUAUGUGGAUCCGAAAAAUAUCUCCAUUCCUGGAAAGUUUUUAGCUAAUAUUGAUUAUCAAGCUGAUUACUAUUUUCUACGCAAUAGUCACCUAUUUGUAACACAUCGAACAAUUUUAACAGAUGAUAUAAAAAAACUUUUUAAGGAUACCCUUACGUGUCAGAUUUUUUGCGCAUACGAAGAAGUCAUGCUAGACAUGAGCUAUAAACCUGAAAUUUUAGCAACAUAUUUAAAACUUUUUAAACUACAAUACACUUUAAUAUUCAAGAACAAAAAUAUUCUUUUUAGAAAUUACAUAAUUAUUUUAUGUGAAAUCUAUAUAAAAACAUAUUUUGCGAGCGUAACUUUUUUCUUUAUAAGCACCUUAUAUGACUGA
Trichomonas vaginalis G3 is the source of this 1128-nucleotide messenger RNA. RefSeq names its product protein of unknown function (DUF3447). The record is from RefSeq and is a predicted model, not a curated record. The coding region runs from base 1 to 1128 and encodes 375 amino acids. Lineage: Eukaryota; Parabasalia; Trichomonadida; Trichomonadidae. The transcript has a single exon.